Messenger RNA from Postia placenta MAD-698-R-SB12, 2752 nucleotides. RefSeq lists its product as hypothetical. The transcript has 14 exons. The record is from RefSeq and is a predicted model, not a curated record. NCBI's taxonomy places the organism in Eukaryota, Fungi, Basidiomycota, Agaricomycetes, Polyporales, Adustoporiaceae. The coding region runs from base 1 to 2553 and encodes 850 amino acids. Gene Ontology annotation, cellular component: cytoplasm. Gene Ontology annotation, biological process: regulation of GTPase activity; signal transduction.
AUGUCGUCCACGCACGACAGCCCCCCUUCCUCCAGACCGUCCCUCUCAGAUCCCCCACAACAAGAUGCCAUUGGCCUCUUUGACCUGCAUCUUAAGUUUCUUACAGACUCAUACCUCAACUUCUUCCAGGAACGGAAGAGGAUAGAGGAAGCAUAUGUGGAUGCUCUCCUCAGACUCCAUCGCAAGGUCAAAACCGUUGACAUCAUACUCGAUGACCCUAUUCGGGGAGACCUCAAGGCAGACACGCGUGUAGCAUUUCUCAGUACACUCGCCUCCGACGUGAUCAUCCCGCUCAUGUCCUUGAGGGAGACUCAAGAUCGCAUCCGCAAGCGCAUCAAGGAGGACCUCAAGGAUGCCGUCGGCGCACAUUCCGACUAUGCAGAGAACGUUCUCCCGCGACUCAAACGCAACUAUCUCAAGAAAUGCCAAGAUGUCGAGGACUACAAAGCGGCAGCGGCAGCAGUUCCAGUGCCGCUCAUGUCUCCUACCAUCUCCAACGAUUCUCACGGCUCGCAUCACGCCUCCAAGCCAAUCACAAACAUCGCGGCACGGCCAGUGGUCACUGCACCUCAGCCUUUGCGGCCUCUCGAUCGCAGACCGUCGCUUGGAGCGCCCGCGACCCAUGCGCGCUCUCCUUCUGCAGGAACUGGUCUGCAGGACCAAGCACAAGGCGCCGUUAAGAAGGGUCUCAACCAGCUCAUGACGUUGCUCGACAAGGGCGGGAACAUGAAAGACUUUGCGGGACGAUCUGACAACGCGUUACGAUCUGUGCGUGCAAAGAGAGAAGCUGAUGAGGCCAACAAGGAGUACAGAAAAGGCGUACACUGGCUUGAAACGCUUCGGUUACGAAGGGUCAAGAUGCUGGAGUCCGGCUAUAAUAGCGUGGAGUCAUUUGUGCGCGAAUCGGCAGAGACUGUCAAGACUGUUCUAAGACAGUAUACAGAUAACUUGAUUGCCACGGCCACCACACAAAAUCAAAUCUCCGAGCAUGGCAGACGCUCGAUCGAGAAGAUUUCGUCGGAGAGGGACACUGUCAUACUCGGUGCCAGCAUUCAACGGAUGCUCGCGAUUGCGACCCCUCCGCCCGUGUAUUACUACAAUUACAAUGUGGGGGAAUGCAAGGAUCUGAUAUUCGGCGUGACAUUGGUGGACUACGCGACGGCGCGAAACCUGCCCGAGGGCGAGGUCCCGAAGAUCGUCAGGAUCAGUAUCCGGGAGAUUGAGCGGCGAGGAUUGGAUGCGGAAGGCAUUUAUAGGGUGUCGGGCCGACAUGCUGCUGUCCAGGAUCUUCAACACAAAAUAGAGCGCAACGAGGCUGCGUUUGGGUUCAAUCCAGCGGUUGACGAUGUAUAUGCGAUUGCUUCGCUCCUCAAGAUGUACUUGCGCGAACUUCCGGAACCGUUGUUCAAGUUCUCGCUUCACGACCGUAUUCAGCAUAGCGAAGAUCUUGAUGAGCACCGGAAGAACGAUUUCCAGGUACUGAGAGGGAAGAUACGGAGACUGCCUCCAAUUCAUCAAGCUACCCUUAAGAUGACGGUUGAGCACCUGGCCCAUGUCGCUGCGCACCAUGAACGGAAUAAGAUGGAUGCAAAGAACUUGGCCAUUGUUUUUGGUGCCGUGAUCUUUGGCGAAGACGAGAUGCCGAAAGGUGGUGAUUUGCUGAGCGACACGCUUGCUGAGGAUCUGAUUGAGAAUGCCCAAAUUUUGUUCCAAUUCAACGGCUCUCCUCAGCUACCCAUGACUCCGCUGGGCGAAACAGUUCCGCCCGUGUCUUACGGCUCAUCACAUACGAAAGUCUCUAAAAUGGGACCUCCCUUAUCCCCUAACCGAAAUAUCCAGAUGCCCCCGCCACCUUCCCCUAACAGUCGCAAUACAAGGUUGGCACGCUCCCCUUCACUUCCUCCACGACCCCCUCCCGCUUUGCAUACUGUCCGCCCGCCGCCCCCAGACGACUUCACUCCGCAAUUACCCCCACAUCCACCCAGUAGCAUCCACCCCUCACUCCGCGCUGGCCCUAUGUCUGCACUUCCUGCACGGCAGUCGCUACCGGCCCAGCCGAGGUUUGCCCCACCACCCGAUGCACUGUUGUAUAUCAACCUUGAUGCACCACCUGCAAGGCGAUCGUUGAGUCGAGAUAGUAGAAGCACGCCUCGGACCCCCGUGCUUGAGUCGGCGCCGGAGGAGCCGCCCAUGUUGCGUAGGGAGGGUCGGGCGACGCCAAGGAUUACCCCUCACUUACCCCCGCGGCCUCUUGUGGCCGACGUGACCGAGGACCAACUGUCGCUAGCAAUGGGCAGCUCUACAGCAGCGGAACCGUCUGACGACCUGACGCCUCACCCGUCGCAAGCUGAGGAGAUACCGGAACGCAGGGGGGAAGACGACGCUCUAACAUCAGCGUCUUCGGUAGUGACGUUCGCGAGUGCAGAAUCGGCCUCAUCUAGAGGAUCCGCAUCUACACUCGCAUCUACCAUUCAGCUCGAGUCUCUGACAAGGUCUCAAGGUGCAGUACCAGAGCCUUCGAGCGUGAAGAUCGUGGAUAAUGCUAUUCCCUGAUGUCCGAUAUUGGACGUGACUGAAGUGUAUUUUCACAGUGUGUAAUAGUCAAUCAGCUGUGACGAUAUUGUAUCCCAGUAUCUCUUGUGUAAUACGCGCUGGCAUGUUGUCAUCAUUAUUGGCUAUCCAAACUUGUGACAUUUAAUCUGAGGUAUAGGAUACUGUGGAAUUGGUAGAGUAGUAACAGAGAUGUGGAUAU